Molecule: messenger RNA, 1401 nt
Organism: Brugia pahangi
Lineage: Eukaryota; Metazoa; Nematoda; Chromadorea; Rhabditida; Onchocercidae
Source: the annotation of a GenBank genome assembly
AUGGCAUAUUGGACAGUCUCAUUAAAAGGUGGUCCAAAACGAGCUAAUCAAGCUGCCGCUGCAUUAGGCUGUAGGAUUUACUCAUUUGGAGAAUUUGAUUAUGCCGAUGAGUCAUCUCGUAGUCCGGUAUUUGGUAUACAUGUUCUGAAUACCGAAUCCUAUCGUUGGCAUCAAUUAUUAGCAACAUCAAGCAGUUGCUUAUAUUUGCCAUUAGAACGUUAUGCAGAAGUACAUCGGAAUCAAGCUGCAAGAAAUGCUGAUAACAAUGAUAAUGAUAAUGAUAGUGAUGGUGAUAUUGCCAAUGAUAAUGAUAGUGGUAACGAUGGUGCCAGAGAUAAUAAUAAUGAUGGUGACAGAGAUAAUGGUAAUGAUAGUGGCAGUAGCAAUCAUAAUAAUAACGGUAGUGACAAUGAUAAUGAUAACGAUAUUGACAUUGAUGACGAUAAUGAUAAUAAUGAUACGCAUGAGAAUUUGGUGGCUUAUAAUGAAACUCCACAUUAUCGAAUUAAUCAUACUGUUGUAAUGUACAAUAGAAAAUUUUAUAUGUGGGGUGGAUGCACCGAAGAUUUAAUUUGUUGUACAAAAAUGUUUUGUUUUGAUCCAGAAGAAGGAAUUUGGUCAGUAAUUCCAUGCAUUGGUCAAGUACCAAUUGGUCGUACAAGGCAUACAGCAGUUGUUUUUAAUGAUAUGAUGAUCAUUUAUGGCGGACGUGAAAAUAAUUUAACAAAUUUUCCGGAAACUGUUUUUGCGUAUAAUUUUACACAAAAUAGAUGGUACGAAAUGAUUAUUGAAGGUGAAAUGCCAGCAAACGGACGAGAAUUUCAUACAGCAUGCAUAAUUAGCAGAAAAAUGUAUGUAUUUGGUGGUAAGAAUGAUUUUGUGAAUGAUUUAGGCUUGGAUGUAUUAAAUUUAGAAACAGGUCGCUGGGAAAAACCGGAAGAAACCGGUGAUAUUCCAUGUGGACGUCGAAAUCAUUCCGCUUGGGUUCAUCAAGGGAUGUUGUAUAUCUUUGGUGGUUAUCAACAUGAUCAUUAUCAGCAUUUAAAUACACUUCAUCAAUUUAAUCCCGAAACUUCCCGAUGGCGUCUUCUGCAACAAUAUGGCUUAAAUCGGCCGAUACCAAGACAACGACACUGUUCUGUUAUUGUUAAUGAUCGUGUCUUUAUAUUUGGUGGUUUGGGGUCAGUGGCUGAAUUUAAUUUACCUCCCAGUAUUGCUGCUGAUGCGCAAUUGGUCAGAGAAAUAGCUGAUCUUCAUGUUCUUGAUUACGAUUUUAAAUUGGAAGAUCUUUGCAUCAUUUCAUUAUUGAAAAAUGGAAUAAGUAACGAUCUUUUUAAUAUACUUCCAUUUUGGAUAAAAUAUGAUAUUAGCAUGAGACUUACACCUAAUUAUGUGACGUGA